Molecule: messenger RNA, 3356 nt
Organism: Megalopta genalis
Lineage: Eukaryota; Metazoa; Arthropoda; Insecta; Hymenoptera; Halictidae
Source: RefSeq, a predicted model, not a curated record
CACUCCGUCGCAAUUUCUCGAUGAUCGUAUGCAGAUUCUGAAAGUUAAUUGCGCUGAACUGGUAUCGGACUGUCAACGAUUUUUUGAAAGAAAUGGCUGCGUAUUGUUAAUAGUAGAGCAAAUUCGAGCGACGCACUAAGACAAUUGCAACAUUCUAAAAAUAAUGGGAAUACAGACGAGAGUUGCUUGCAUGUAAAAGUCGUCAGAACAUCGACAAAAUGAUGCAUAUGACAUAGUUAACGUACUACAUAAAAAUUGGGCGGAGUUUUCGAAGUGAACGGAAAAAUUUGCAGAACAACGCGAAAGCGUGGAAGAACAAUUUCAGUCCCGAUGAGUCACCGAAUUUGACAAAACAGCUGAAAGAAGCGUGCACCGGCGAAACAGCGGACAGCUCGUAAAUCGGCUGGCCUUGCGAAUCACAUUUUUACGGGGGAAAGGCGCCGCUGCAUUGUCCUCGAGCCGCGCGAAUAGCUGCAUAGCCGGUGGAAACUUUGCGGGUUCGACACGUUCGCUGAACGAACGAAAGAGAUAUCGGCAAACGGGAACCGGAAGGAGGAUCCUCUCAUGUGUGCGUGUCGCCACGCCGCAGGAUCACGUUCUCUCAGCGCCGAGAGCCUCGUUAAUAACGCACGGACGCCGAGAAAAAGAGGAGACACGCUUAUCUCACAAUUUCUGCACGAUUAUAGCUGUUUUUGCACGAUCAGCCGACGGCGAAAACAACUCUUUCUAUAACCGGAUGGUGCGCAUACCUGAGAAAUUCUUAAAAAGUUCUUUCUGUGUUUCUAUUUUCUGAAAGAGUUAGCUGUCCCCCCGAACGAUCUUCAAACUCGUCCCGGAAGGUGCAGCCCAAACCCCGCGGAAGUUCGAACAGCCUCGCGUCAAAAAUCGCAGUCGACCAUCCCCGGAGGUAAACCGAUCGGAAGAGGACGAAGCGUUAAGCUCUCGCGUGAAAAGUUAGCCACCCCUUCAGGCGGCGAUUCGAAGCGGCGCGAAGUCAGCAGCGGCGGCAGAGGGAAAAGAAAAAGAAAAGGUUCGGUUAAGCUCGGCGAAGCAUAGAUCACGGAGAAGGCCGGGAGGCAGAAGACAAAAGCGAAACCAGUUCCCUCCGGUGUUUGAUAGUUGGUGGUAGGCUGGUUGCCCGCGCGCGUUGGCGACUGUCGCUAGAGCCGCAUGAGACCGCGUCCAACGCAGAAGUUUGCCGAUUCCGCGUGCUCGUGGACCGAGUCGGCGAGUUAAGAGCGAUACAGUGCCGCGAGUGGAGGCUUAGGCUAGCUCUCACGAUCCGCGGUGGAUGACGUUGGGGUGCACGAUGCCGCAGGGUGACGAGAACGCGGCCCUAGAGCCCGUGGCCCCGGGCAACAACGGCUCCGAGUACGAGAUCAUCGGCGAGGAUCUGCUCCGGGAGAAGAUCGAUGCGAGGAAACGCAGGCAGGACGAGCUGAACGGGAUGCCUGAACCCGGUGACCAGGAGCAGGAGCUUCCCGACGACGAGGAGGUCUGCCUGGACCUGGGCGAGCCCUCGCCGGAAGUGAUGGAGUACGCCAGAAGAGAGCUGGGCGAGACCGAGGAGGUCAAGUGUCAGACCAUUCAGGAACUCCGCGACAUGAUCUACGAGAGGGGCGAGUGCCAGCCGCACAGGAUGGACGACGACUUCCUGAUCAGGUUCCUCAGGGUGAGGAACUUCAACGUCAACCGGGCCCAUCGAUUGAUAGUGAAUUACUACAACUUCAAAGACGAACACCCGGAGAUCCAUCAGGAUGUGAAUCCAACGAAGAUGACUCACAUCGGCGACGACGAUGUGAUGACGGUGCCGGCUUACAGGACCCACUGCGGCAGGAGGAUGAUGAUUUACCGAUUGGGGAAUUGGGAUCCAAGAAAAUAUCCCGUGGAGGAGAUCUUUAAAGCCACGGUGAUCGUACUGGAGCUGGGAGUACUGGAGCCGAGCCAUCAGAUCCUCGGAGGCGUCGCCAUUUUCGAUCUUGAAGGCAUCACUAUGUCCCAUGCCUGGACCAUCACGCCACAGGUGGCCAGCAUGGUGAUCGCGCUGAUGGUGUCCGCGUUCCCCUUGAAGACUCAGGCGAUCCACAUCCUCCAUCAGUCGUGGGUGUUCGACGUGAUGUUCGCGGUGUUCAAACCGUUGCUGGACGUCCGGAUGCAGAACAAGAUCUUCUUCCACGGCAGCGACAUGGCCAGCCUUCAUCAGCACAUCCAUCCGACCCACUUGCCGAAGAAGUAUGGCGGGAUCAGGGAGGAGCUGCCCUAUUACAAGUGGAUAGAGAACCUGAGCAUGGUCCCGAGGGUCGUCGAAGAGAUGAAGCAGCUCGGAUAUCUGCUCCCCGAUGACGUACCGAAGCAUUCGGGCAAAUCUGUCAAGAACUGAGAGCCCGGGAUCUUCCUGUCGAUUGCACGAUUAAUUUUGUACACCCACGCGCGACAGUGCCUGAUCGGUCGGUUUACUUUUCAUUUCGGGAAAAAUAGCUGCGAACCGUGGACCUUUGUUUCAUAUUUCAGAGGUUUCGCGGAUUCUGUUUCAGCUGGACGAAGAAUAAAUGAUUUCGUAUUUGAAGAGAUUAGUUACAAAGGACUCGGGGAGAAAGUGUACGUUUUUUAACCAGUUAACCGUUUUUCGUGAGUAUAUUGUUAGAGACUCGUCAGAGAUAGCAUAACUCAUUAGAAUAUAAUACUUUGAUAUUCUUGAUUAAAUUAUACCUUAUAUGAAAGUGUUGCAUUUAAACAAAAUAUGAAGAAAAUCAAAUAUAUUCUUACAAUACAUAAUUACAGUAACUUCCACGCUUCUCGAAGGGAUUGCUAACUGUUUAACAUUAAUUAAUUAAUUUAAAAAAUUUGAAAUUGAUUCGUAUUGGCAUAGAGUGGUUCAUUUUGAUUGGGUCCUUUGUAACAAUGAUUCGUUCAAGAGAAAAGCUGACAAAAAUGUCAUCGAUUGCAGUGGUGACUUUGUCGCCUUUUCUUUUCAAUGUUUUAAUAACUUUGCAGAAUAACAGUACGACCGUGCACUCGGUAAAAAUCGUAGAAAAAGAACUGACCGAUUAUCAGUCGGCGUGACCACCAAACCAUGAAGUAAAAAUAGUAAAAGCCGGCGAAACUACGAAGCGAUCAGACAGCUGUCGGUGAAGGUGCGCACCCACACGAUUCGCCUAGACCCACUAACGCAAACAACGUUUCUACUUUUCUACGAAAUUUUUGUAUCAUGUUAGCUUAGCUAGUUCCGUAUAAGCUCUCGCGAUUUUACUAAAAAUAGGGAGGAGAAAUCGAGACGAAGGCCGUGCAUGUUAAACGAGGAGAUGAUUGUCAGGACAAUAAUGAAUCGAGCUUGUAGAAGGCACACCAAACCUGUA